UAUAAAAACAAUGAUUAAGGAUGACGCAUCAGUAAUAGUUUCGACAUUAAAAGAACUUAAAGCAAAUUAUUUGACUAAAAAGUCUAGACCAAUCCCUUAUAGAAUCUAAUAACUAAAUAAUUUACUUAGAGGACUUAAAGAAUUAAGAAACGAGUUUUAUGAAGCUUUUCAGAAAGUAUUUAUUUCUAAAAUAUCUUAUAGGAUCUUGGUUACUAAGAUUAAUUCUUUUGUGAAUUAGUACAAUAUUAGUCAGUUUUAACUCAUAUUGAAUGUGAUAUUAAAAACAUUUAUAAAUACACAGCUAAAAGAUCUAUUAGUACAUCAAUAAUGGCAGCUCCAGGAACUAGUUAUUUGAUGCCAGAACCAUUUGGAGUUGUAUUAGUUAUAGGAGCUUGGAAUUAUCCAAUAUUUACUUGUAUUCCAUAAGUGUCUUAAGCAAUUGGAGCAGGAAAUGCAGUUGUAUUAAAACCUUCAGAAUUGGUUCCUCAUCUUUCUAAUGUUUUAGCAAAAUUAAUUACUAAUUAUUUAGAUUAAUCACUUUAUAGAGUUAUAGAAGGAGGAGUUAAUGUAGCAAUUAAUAUUACUAAAUAACCAUUUGAUCUUAUUAUAUUUACUGGAGGAACUGAAAAAGGAAAAUUAGUAGCUAAAGCUGCUGCUGAAAAUUUAGUCCCUUGUAUUUUAGAAUUAGGUGGUAAAGGACCAUGUAUUAUUGAUUCUUCAAGUGAUUUAGCUUUAGCUGGAAGAAGAGUUAUUUCUACCAAAUUAUAUAAUUGUGGUUAGACUUGUGUUGCUCCAGAUUAUGUUCUUGUUGAAGAAUCUAUUUUAGAAAAUGUUGUUAAUACAUUUAAAUAAUAAAUCAAAGAUUUCUAUGGAUCUGAAACUAAAACAUCUGGAUGUCUUAAUAGAAUAGUCAAUGAAUUCCAUACUAAUAGAAUUAUUGAAUAUCUAAAUAAUCAUGGAGGUAAAGUUGUUCAUGGAGGUUAAUAUAAUUUAUAAGAAAAAUGGAUAGAACCAACAUUUAUUAUUAAUCCUGAUCCCAAUAGUGAACUUAUGAAAAAUGAAAUCUUUGGACCAAUACUUCCUAUUAUUACAUAUAAAAAAAUAGAAGAUGCAAUUAAUUAUAUUAAUUCUAAACCUAAACCACUGGCUCUCUAUUAUUUUGGUACCAAUAAACAUCAUAAAAAUUCUAUCCUUGAAUCUACAUCUUCUGGAGGUGUUUGUAUUAAUGAUUGUAUCUUUCAUUUAAUUAAUAAUGAAUUACCUUUUGGAGGUGUAGGUGAUAGUGGCUAUGGAGUUUGUGGUAGUAAAUAUGGAUUUGAUUAAUGUUAACAUUUAAAACCUGUUCUUGAAAAAUCUACUAUUGAUCCAUCAGCUAGGUAUGAUAUUUUCUUUAUUUCUAAGAUAUCCACCAUAUACAAACAGUAAAAAAUCUUAAAUGAAUUUCCUUUCUAAUCUAGGUAUCUAUACCUAAUCAGAAGUUUUGUUUAAACUAUUUAUGGUUCUCUUCCUUUUAGGAAUAUUUAUUUAUUUAACAUGUUGUUGCAACUGUUCCAAAAAUAAGCUUUAAGCAGAUUUAUGAUAUCAUUAGUAUUAAAAGAA
This is a messenger RNA of Paramecium sonneborni, 1599 nucleotides long. The record is from the annotation of a GenBank genome assembly. NCBI's taxonomy places the organism in Eukaryota, Ciliophora, Oligohymenophorea, Peniculida, Parameciidae.